AAUCGAUUCACUACUAACGAUUGAAGAAGCUCUAACAACCUAAUCAGAUUCUAUCUAUCUCAGGUUGCAGCAGAAAUCAAUAAAAGAUGAUCAGGCUUCAAUUGACUCAUUCAAAACACUACAAUCAAUUAUAAUCGAGCAAUAUCACAAUCCAAAUGUAAUUACAAUCAAGAUUCCUAACACAUGGAAAUAGGGAUCUUCAUACCCAAGUGAGAGAAAGUUCUACUCCAUAGAGAGAGAGAGAGAGGAAAACAGAAAUCAGAGUAGUCAUACUCAUAAAGAUGAGGAAAAUCUGCUCUGGGAUGUCAAUCUUCACUCCUGGGGAUGCAAUAUGGGUUCAAUGGUGAGAAAUACACUCCAAAUAGCUCCUAGGGUUUGUUCUUCGCACUUUCUCUCUAAAACUAUGUUUUUGCUCCAAAAAGUCGACUCUCUCUCCUUUGGCUCGAAUCUGCCUCAAAACCCCGAUUCUGGGCAAAACACGGUCGAGGGCACGGCCGUGUUUUGCUUUUGCCCGUCCGUGCCCUUGCCACGUGUUAAAACACGCCCGCGUCGCCCAAAACACGGUAGUGCCUAAAUAUGGACACGACUGUGUUUUUCUUUAGGCCAGCCCGUGUUUUGCUUUUCCAUCAGUUCAGAUCUCGCACAUAAAAACACUAGCGUGCCAGUUUGUGUACACAGCCGUGUUCUUCAGGCCUCCUGCCCGUGUUUUGCCCCCAGCUCCACCGAAUGACCUCCAAACGCCCCGAAUCUCGCGCUUAGCCUUUCCUUCGACGUCUGCGACCUGAAAUAUGAAAAAGUAGCACAACCCAGCGUAAAACGGGCCAAAAAUACACGACUACUAGCCGCAAACGGAUAAGAACUAAGGGUGCAAACAUGUGCAAAUACAUCGUUAUCAAAUUCCCCCACACUUAACCGUUUGCUUGUCCCCAAGCAAACCAAGUCAGACACAAAGUAAGCUCAAAACGUUUUAAUCAAGCAGGCUUUUGGGACAUGUCAUAUCGGCACAAAACACGUGAAUCAUAUUGGCUUUUGAUCAUUAACACAUGGACAACCUCAACGGCAACCUAGACAACCACCACAGAUGACAUUCGAGUGCAGCAAAGUCGAGCAAAGGAAGAGUCUCCCUUUUGUUCACCAACCAACUUGGACUUGACUCAACCACUUAUUCGAGACAGUCACUUCAUGCACAAAGCUCAAGGUUAUCAGAAUUAAGACCGAGCAAUCUAGGUCCUCACCGGGGAAAAGAGUGUAGAAAAUAUGAGGAAAUAAAUCGCUCACUCUCGACCAGUGGGGUCAGGAAAGAAUUUUGAUGCAAGAUGUGCAUACUCAUACUCUCAAUUCCUAACGUCUCUUCACCAUGAAGGCAGCCUCUAACUGUUAGAGUUCACAUAUCGGGUGUCAUCACUAACUAAUAUGGAGGUCUUAGACACAGGUUCAGAAGACUGGCUAGGGUCUUGGACAUGGGGAAAAGCCCUUUUAGGUGGUGGAAGUAUUCAUAGCACAAGGUUCCACAAUUCCAAACCCAACACAAUCACAGUCAAUCAAACCACUUACUUUCUUUCAGCCAUUCUGCAUUACUCACAUUCUCUAGAGCACAAGAGCGAAGGAGGUCACAUAAAUGUUAGUAUUUCCAAGCCAGACUGCUAAGAAACACUACUUAAUGAGCAUGAUUCAUAUUUUUGGUAGUGGAUCUCUUUAGCUUUCAUCCAUUUUUUCUUCUUUUUUUCAUUUCAUGAGAGAACCACCACCUGUGCACAUUUUUCAAACACAUGCCCUACUUUUUUAAGAACUACCUCCAACCCUCACAUUAUUUUUAGUAGAAAUAGGAGAGAACUUGCAAAAACCACCUCGUGGAACCAUCUAAGAGAUGCAAAAGGGUGAUUUUCCAUUAUAAACCGAAAGAAAGAACGUGAUACGGCUCAAAGGGGCUGACUAGGGGAUAUGACACACCAGGACAGUCAAUUUGGUCGUGGGAUAAUCCUAUGCCUCCAUCAUCUUAGCUAGUGACAACGUGAAUGCUACACAUCAUGGAAGAGGGAUCUAUCGCACAAGAAAGAAACGAGCAUGCUCAAAUCUCACAUGGCUACCUAUAUGCUCUAUCUCUCAUUCUGAUUCCCUGAACUAGAUGCAUAAACGACUGUCAAGAGCAAGUGAUCAAACCAAGUCACAGUUGGUAAGCAAACAGUUGAAAAACUGAACCCCUACACAAUUGUAUUGCACGUCUCAGUCAUCAUUAUAAGCUGUCCUAGUCACAUUCCAGUUGUCAUGCAUUAAUUCAAAAGCCAUUCAAUUCACCAAUUAAACCGACAGUGCCAAUACGAUCAAGCAAACAACAGUACUUGGAGCCCUCAAAUCUCAAGAUUUGGACAGCGGACUAGGCUCCAUGCACACAAACUCAUCUAGCAGUCAACAACAGAUAAACACCCCCCCCCCACACUUAAGCACAACAUUGCCCUCAAUGGAGCAGAGGGAAAGACAAGGGGAAACGAUGUUACCGGGAAUACGGAUUGUCGAGGGACUGGAAAUGGGACCAGUCAGCACGGCUAGAGUCAUCAAAACACACUAGGUGAUAAAAACCAUAGUUCCAAGUGGACAAACCGACAAACAAACGAAAGAAAAACAAAUGAUAGACCAUUAAUUACACAUGUUUUUACCCCUAUUCUUGAGCCGUUUGAGAUGUUGAUUCUUGUGUUUUAAGCCGAUUUCACGCUAUGUUGUGCGUUUAUGUCAUAUUUCAGGGCUUAGCGUAGGCAUCGACACGAAGAAAUGAGUUUCAGGUCGAAAGGAGCACGUUUGGGGUGAAGUGUGCUAUAGGAGCAAAAUACCCGGCCAUGAGCAGAAAUACCCGGCCGGGUUUUAUUUGGAGCAGACCAGGGAUUUUUUUGCUUCGUGCGUCUCUGAGAAGCAGAAGGAGGCCCGGGCAGAGAGCAGAAAUCCCCGGUCAGGGAUUCUUGGCAUUGACCGGGGAUUUUCCCCUCUCUUCAGACGCGACGUUUUGAAUAUACCCGGUCGCCACCCUGAAUACCCGACCGGGUAUUCAGGCCGGGGAUCGGGACAAACAGCUUCUUAAGGGAAAAGAAGGCCAAAAGUGAAGAGUUCCGAGUUUUAGAGAGACAGAGCGAUACCUAGAGAGAGAAAGUGAUGAACCUGACUCUGCAAGUGUCAUAGAUCGAUCUCCAUCACCAUUGGAGCCCGGCUUGAGCUUGGAGAAGACCUGAUUGAGUGCCAGAAGCAGAUUAUCAUCCUUCACAGUAUGGUUUCCGCAUCUGAGCUAGAUUUCCCAUCUCUCUAUGGAGUAGUUUUCUUAUUCACCUGGGUAUGAAGAACCCUAGAUUUGUAUGUUAGGUCUGAUUGUGUGAACCCAAGUACAGAUUCAUUGGUAUGAUUAUGUUCAAUUGAGGUUUGAUUUGUUGAAUGGCAUGAAUCCUGAUCAAAUUCCUGUUGUUUCUGCUUUAACCUAGAAAGAGAAUAUCUGCCUAGGUUGAUAGAGCACCCUUGAUUGAAGCUAGUGAAUUGGCGACUUUAGUCGAGGAGUCAAUUCACUAUUCUGUACCGAAUUUACUUCAGUAGUGGAGGUUUGGUUUGUUAGGGCCUCAAUCUGUUUACUCCGGUGGAGGUUAGUCGCCCGCUGGAGACUCAGAUUGAGAGGGUCUGGAGACCUUUAGUCGAGACUUCGGACUGUUUAAGAAUCUCCCGCAACAUAACUAUCAUUGAAACUGAACUUGGUAAAUUACAAUCCGGCUUAACUGCAGUCUAGGGGGAACCAUAUCAGGGUGACCUCUCUCGACUUGAAAACAACCUUUUUACUUGCUUUGCUUGUUUAUUUGUUUGGAUCUUCAUGAAAGUUUCACUGCUAAAUAAUAAGAACUCAUGGAGUAGUCAUCACAUCUAGGACGCGGGUUGACAUUAAAACCCAAACCCGCUAUACUACGCUUUAGGAAGUGGUUGCACUUGGCCAUUUUCUAGAGUGACGAUAAGAGCGAGUCAACAAACCUUGGUGGGGUUGCCUCCCCACAAGCGCUUCUUUAUCAUCUUUUAGCUGGACGCCAGUAGGGUGGAUGCUUAGAGAGGUGAAGGAACAUGUGCCUUCAAGAGCGGAUCCACAUCGCCCUUUAGGUACAACUUCAGGUGGUGGCCAUGCACUCGAUGAGUGUGACCACCAGCACUCGUCAACUCGACCUGGCCAUCCGGCAGGAUGCAAGCGAGUGAAUACUCGGAUGGCCAAGGCGGCCGAGGCUCAGGAGGCGGGACCAACUCAUAGUGGUCCCCGGCUACGGCGCCAAAAACUUGACACGCUAAAACACAGCACCAAACUGCGACCAAGUGUAAUCGCAGUCCGGAGAUGCAGUAACAGGCAAGCUCUAAUUGUCAACCCGGGGUCUAGAUCUACUGCCUACUCCAUGUAUAUCUGUUAUCUAGCAAACUAAGUUGAGUGAUUGUUGAUUUAAGUAAAAGCAGUAAGAAAGCAGGAAAUGGUUCAGUUUUCUAAAGCAAAGGAAGAGUCACUCGGGAAUGAGUCUCCCUAGCUCCUUAGUUAGGUCACAGUUGUAAUUACUUUUGGUUGCUUUACUGCUGAUUAUACUGCGGAAGAUCCGACAGUAGCUUGGAAUCUCUUAAGCUGACCAAGCCCUCUCAGUUAAACUACCCGGCAGACGACUAGUCUUCACCGGGAUAGAACGCUGAGGCAAUGAACACAGAAAUCCACUACUGGAAUUAGAUUCCAGUACAGAGCAAUGAAUCGACUAACUCUCGUAUAAUCGAUUCACUACUACCGAUUGAAGAAGCUCUAACAACCUAAUCAGAUUCUAUUUAUCUCAGGUUGCAGCAGAAAUCAAUAAAAAAUGAUCAGACUUCAAUUGACUCAUUCAAAACACUUCAAUCGAUUAUAAUCAAGCAAUUUCACAAUCCAAACAUAAUUACAAUCAAGAUUCCUAACACAUGGAACUAGGGUUCUUCAUACCCAAGUGAGAGAUAGUUCUACUCCAUAGAGAGAGAGAGAGAGAGGGAGAGGAAAAUAGAAAUCAGAGUAGUCAUACUCAUAAAGAUGAGGAAAAUCUGCUCUGGGAUGUCAAUCUUCACUCCUAGGGAUGCAAUCUGGGCUUCAAUGGUGAGAAAUCCACUCCAAAUAGCUCCUAGGGUUUGUUCUUCGUACUUUCUCUCUCUAAAACUCUGUUUUUGCUCCAAAAAGUCGACUCUCUCUCCUUUGGCUCAAAUCUGCCUCAAAAACCCGAUUCUGGGCAAAACACGCUCGAGGGAACGACAGUUUCUUUUUGCUUUUGCCAGUCCAUGCUCUUGCCACGUGUUAAAAACACGCCCGCGUCGGCCAAAACACGGUCGUGCCUAAAUAUGGACACGACCGUGUUUUUCUUUAGGCCAGCCCGUGUUUUGCUUUUCCAUCAGUUCAGCUCUCGCACAUAAAAACACUGGUAUGCCUGUUUGUGUACACGACCGUGUUCUUCAGGCCUCCUGCCCGUGUUUUGCCCCCAGCUCCACCGAAUGACCUCCAAACGCCCCGAAUCUCGCGCUUAGCCUUUCCUUCGACGUCUGAGACCUGAAAUAUAACAAAGUAGCACAACCCAGCAUAAAACGGGCCAAAAAUACACGACUACUAGCCGCACACGAAUAAGAACUAAGGGUUCAAACAUGUGCAAAUACAUCGUUAUCAAAUUCCCCCACACUUAACUGUUUGCUUGUCACCAAGUAAACCAAGUCAGAAACAAGGUAAGCUCAAAACAUUUUAAUCAAGCAGACUUUAGGGACAUGUCAUAUCGGCACAAAACACGUGAAUCAUACUGGCUUUUGAUCAUUAACACAUGGACAACCUCAACGAUAACCUAGACAACCACCACAGAUGACAUUCGAGUGCAGCAAAGUCGAGCAAAGAAAGAGUCUCCCUUCUGUUCACCAACCAACAUGGACUUGACUCAACCACUUAUCGAGACAGUCACUUCAUGCACAAAGCUCCAGGUUAUCAGAAUUAAGAUCGAGCAAUCUAGGUCCUCACCGGGGUAAAGAGUGUAGAAAAUAUGAGGAAAUAAAUCGCUCACUCUCGACCACUGGGGUCAGGACAGAAUUUUGAUGCAAGAUGUGCAUACUCAUACUCUCAAUUCCAAACGUCUCUUCACCAUGACGACAGCCUCUAAAUGUUAGAGUUCACAUAUCGGGUGUCAUCACUAACUAAUCUGGAGGUCUUAGACACAGGUUCAGAUGACUAGCUAGGCUCUUGGACAUGUGGAAAAGGCCUUUUAGGUGGUGGAAGUAUUCAUAGCACAAGGUUCCACAAUUCCAAACCCAACACAAUCACAGUCAAUCAAACCACUUACUUUCUUUCAGCCAUUCUGCAUUACUCACAUUCUCUAAAGCACAAGAGCGAAGGAGGUCACAUAAAUGUUAGUAUUUCCA
Linum trigynum is the source of this 6402-nucleotide messenger RNA. The record is from the annotation of a GenBank genome assembly. Lineage: Eukaryota; Viridiplantae; Streptophyta; Magnoliopsida; Malpighiales; Linaceae.